This is a messenger RNA of Helobdella robusta, 2142 nucleotides long. RefSeq lists its product as hypothetical. The record is from RefSeq and is a predicted model, not a curated record. The coding region runs from base 1 to 1038 and encodes 345 amino acids. The transcript has 9 exons. Gene Ontology annotation, biological process: proteolysis. NCBI's taxonomy places the organism in Eukaryota, Metazoa, Annelida, Clitellata, Rhynchobdellida, Glossiphoniidae. Gene Ontology annotation, molecular function: serine-type peptidase activity; dipeptidyl-peptidase activity.
AUGACCUGCAAUGAAACAUCGGACUGCCAAUACGUCGCCGCCACUUUCGGACCGAAGGCCAGGCACUACAUACUGGGAUGUCUUGGGCCGAGAAUACCUACCUACGAACUGAAGACUGUCGAUUCUGAAAGAAGUUUAAUGUUGGAGGAUAACAAAAAACUCGCCGAAGCACUGACAGCAAAAAUUUUACCUGAUAGGAAACACAUCACGGUAGCUGUCGGAAACGGACAAACUGCAACGGUUGAGCUUAUAGAGCCACAGGAAGAAGGCAGCAAAAAGUUUCCUCUACUUAUACUGGCAUCCGGAGAGCCAGGCACGCAGCAAGUAUCGGAUAGAUUCCAUCUUGGUUGGGAAACUUAUCUGGCAAGCAAGGAGGAGGUGGUCGUGGCCAAGGUAGAUGGGCGUGGAAGUGGCGGAAGAGGUGUCACAUACAGGAAUCAGAUACACAAAAAAUUGACUGAAAUGGAUGUCGAGGAUCAUCAGCUUAUUGCUUUGUUUUUGAAGCACCACGAACUGGUUGACCCUGCCAAGGUGGCCAUAAUGGGCUGGGGCCAUUCAGGUCUUGUCGCCAUGCACUCCCUAGCAAACGACAGCGAUAUUUUUCCGUGCGGAAUUACUGGCGGUGCUCUUCUGGAUCCUCAUUACUACGAUGCUCCGUUCUUUGAGAAGUACAUGGGUUUAUCCAAUCAGAACUACAACCUCCAAGCAAUCUUGAAAACAGGGGUUGCCAGCAAACUAACAAAUCUAAGAACGAAAAAGCUGGCCAUCAUCCAAGCGUUGGGAGACGAUCACAUCAGUUAUGCCAGUACCUCAAAUGCUCUCAAAGUUCUUGAAGAUAACGACAUUAUAUUUAGAUAUCAAAUCUAUAGAGACCUGAGCAGCAGCCGACUGACGCCGCACAGACACGUGUACCACCUGAUGACCGAUUUUUUGAAAAAUGAUUGCUUCGCUUACUUCUGGAAACACGAUACAAAAUCAUGGAUAGUGGACAAGUCCGUCAAGAAAGACAAGUUCCGUAUUAAGCAGUUUUGUGUUUGACGUACCACUUCUCUGAAGCUCAUCUCCGACAAUUCCUUUCCACUGCCCUCUGUUUUCUUUCUAUUUUUUAAACUCUGAUUUAAAUAACUUUUUUUACACUUAUUUAACCACAGUUUAAAUAUCUUUUAUGAUAUUAUCUUUAGCCAAAUAUUCAUUUUCUAUUUGCUAUAUCUCUAAGCACAUACUUUAGAAAACUUUUCUAAGCGUUCUCCACGAAUUAUCGCUUAAAAAAUCUUUACGUUUUUUUACUUCCACCGCACAUUAUUUGUAUGCCUGUCAUCAGCAUUCUUAGAAAGGAUUGUUACCAGCAAAAUACAAUGGAAAUGAGCUUCGGAGACUAAACUACAACAAUGAUUGAUAUUUGAUGAUCCUACUCGGGUCGAUUUUUGGAAAGUGAUCAAAAAAUUUCAAAACUAUGAAAACUAAAAUCAUCAUUUAUCCGCUAUUAAUCGUGUACAUAUGAAUAAUUUGUAAAUACAUUUUCUAUUCGCAAACCCAUUUGUUGAAAUUUCAGUAACGUUUAGUCGUGAUAUUAUAGAACUGGUUCAUUUCAACAAAUUAGUAAUUCAAUUAACUGCAUCAGAUUUUAAUUAUUUCAGUUUCUUAGCUUGAAUUUGUAAGUUUUUUUAACUUUCCUUUGAUAUUAUUCUUUUAAUUUACUACAAUUUCAAUAUGUAAAUUAUUAACCUCAAGAAAUUUGAACGAGAAAAAAUUUGAAUGUGAUUUGAGAAAACUAAUUAAAGGUUUAAUAUAUUAAUUAAUAGUUUUUCAUAUCUAUCCAUACUAAUGUGUAGAACAAUCAAAACUAAUUGCUUAUCUAACUUGCAACUUAUUUAUAUAGGCCCUCGUAUUUUAUAAAAUUGCACACACUGAUUUCUCUAAUAUAGGAUGCUUCUGUAAAUUAUGUUAUUACAAAAGUAAUGCGGCUAACAUUAAUAAAUUUUAAUCAUUCAAAUUUCAAUUAUGCUUCAUUUUCACACGUUUUUAUAGACUUAAACAAUUAGCACACCUAGCGCGAGUAUUUAUUACUUCCAUUCAUUUUCUGUUUAUCAUGUAUUAUUUAGUUCAAGUUAAUGUCGUAGCAAUAAACAUCACUGAAUUGUU